AAUGCUUUUGUCCCCUAAUGGUGGUUGCAUGUUAGGAGACAGGGAUGGAGAGUCACCUCUGACCUCAGUGGACGUAGAUAAGCUUUCACGUGUCUGUGCAAAGAAACGUACAGUGAGAAAAUGUCCAACGUGACCUCUGUGAUUACAUUAGCCUCAAACCGCUGCACGUUGUGUGCUCUUAAAUAAGAUUGCUGUUAAUAUUCCUGUCACUGUGUCAGCCACAAAACGAUAAAGAGGCAAGGAGCAGAGGUGGCAAAGGUGGAUUAGUUUAAACACCUAGGUUCAACCGUCCGGAGUAAUGGACAGUAUAUAAGAAAGAUGAAGAAAAAAUGAUGCAGGUAGGGUAGAAUGGUUAGAUAUGAGCAUCAGGGGGUGAGAAACGUAUCAAUCUUGAAAAGGAAGAUUUAUUUAUUUAAGACAAUAGUGGAGGUCGCAGACACAGCAUGGUGGAGGCAGAUGAUUUGCUUUGGCGACCCAUGAAGGAAACAGCUGAAAGAAGAAAUAAUAUCAUCCACAAAACAGCUAGAUAUAUCAUCAAAACAGGUGUAGUCGACUAAGACUGUUGUUCAUUUCCAAUGUAUUUCUACAUAUUUUAAUAAUCUGUUAUUGAAUUAAAUGUCUUUAUUGUCUCUAUUGUUGUCUCUAUUGAUGAUGACCAAUGUUUUUUUUCUUUUCUUUUCUGAUUGACAGCUGGAUCUGAUUCACUUCGAUCUCUAAAAAAUGUAUUCGGUGGCAUCCCUCAGCAACAGUCUAAUGAUGCCUUCGCGUGCACCCUGUAAAAGCCACUUCUUGACUUUACGUUUGUUUGUUUCUGUUUUUAUUUUGUGCGCAAAAAAUUCUGAAAGAAAGCGAAAAAGGGGUAAAAAGAAAAGCAUUCAUUGAAUUUGAAUUUAAUCAUUUUUUAUAUUUUAUUCAUUUAUUUCAUACACAUUAACAGUUUAUUUUGUUGCUAUUCUUGCAUUAAUGCUUUCAUCAAAGUGUUCCCAACAGUCACAUUUUUAAAGUAUGCAAUUAAUUUGUCCAAUAAUGAUAUAUUAAAAAAUGUAAAUUGAAACAGCACGGUUUAAUAAUAUGUUCGUGGCUCCGUUCGUAACGUACAUUUUCCCGACACUAGACAGUGCAUUGAAGUACCCUGCGCUUCCGUUGACCAUAUUUGGGCGAGCAUCGGCGGCGUGUGAGCCCAGGAAAACAGAGCAAAGGGGCUGAAAUAAACGUUCACUGCCCCAAACCUCCCUCCGCCCCUCUUCUCCCGGUUUCUCUCCCACAAACGUAAAAAAAAACACUCAGUGACAGAAGUUGUUCGGUAAAAACAACAGCAUUCGCAGAGUCUGAGAAGAAAGAGCUACACUGGGAACUACUCUGAAACACAGUCAAUCACCAUGACAACGCUGUUGGACCUCAAAAGCAGUGUGCUUCGACAGGUGCAAAGGAGCCAGUCGCUAAGGAGCCGAAGGGAGACAGCGUCCACAGCCAGCAGCCCCCUCACACAAUAUCCAGAGCCCUUACCUCGCAGGAUUUCAGAGGAGAGUGUAGAGUUCUUUGAACGAGUGAAUGGUGUCCUUCAGAAACAGGAGAACUUGCUGCGGGGCGCGGAGGCUGAGUGCCAUAAAGGGGACUGCAUGGUGCCACCACCCCAGGAGCACAUGGACCAGGCUUUUAUCCCCGACAGGAUCAGCAGGACUGAGCUGGACCUGCUUUAUGAAGAGGCUGUGUACACAGUGGUGAACAGGGUGGGGGUACCUUCAUCCGAACAUGUGAAAAGUGACGAAGAGCUGUUUGCUUAUCUGCUCAAGGUGUUUGACAUGGGUGAAGAGGAACAUGAUAUCAUUCUUCAGAAAGUGCAAGAGUCCAAGAGAGCCACGUUUUCCUUGAGAGUCUCUGUUAUGAAGGCAAAGAAUCUGAUGGCCAAGGACGCGAAUGGGUAUAGCGACCCUUACUGCAUGCUCGGAAUCCUACUGGGCCACAGCCCCCGGGAGGUGGAGGAGAAGAAGGAGCGAAAGUUCAGCUUCAGAAAGAGGAGGGAGAAGCUGGAGAAACGCUCCAGCACCAAGGAGGUGUUACCUGCCCGGUGUAUCCAGGUGACCGAGGUGAAGCCGGAGACUCUGAACCCGGUGUGGGACGAGCACUUUGUGUUUGAAAUAGAUGAUGUCCAUAACGACCUCUUACAUCUGGACAUAUGGGAUCAUGAUGACGACGUGUCUGUAGCCGAAGCGUGUAAAAAACUGAAUGAAGUCAGUGGACUUCGAGGAAUGGGCAGGUACUUCAAACAAAUAGCUAAGUCAGUGCGCGCCAACGGAUCUGCAUCGUCGGGCUCUGAGGAGAACGCUGACGACUUCCUCGGCUGCAUCAACAUCCCUUUGAAUGAGGUUCCUGUCGGUGGUUAUGACACAUGGGUCAAACUGGAGGCUCGAUCAAGUGCCUCCAAAGUUCAGGGAGAUUGUCACCUUAUUCUGAAGCUCUUCACCAGCCAGAGAGACGUCGCUUUAUCUAAAAAGGAAUCAAACAUCUCCAUCCACAAGAAACUGCUGAGUCAGAUUGUGGAGUACGAGCAUGCUCAUGUUAAGAGAGAGCCUUACAACUGGACAGGCCAGGUUUGUCCUGCAGCCUGGACUGUGCUCAUCCACCAUGCCGUGCAGACUGAUCUCUCUGCUCUCCAACAGGCCAUUAUUCGCUGGCAGUGCUUCAGCAGCCACCAUCGCACCCAGAGGGUGUGCUACUCCCUGCUGCUGCGCCUCCUGAGGACCAUCGAUGCAGAGUGGGACCCUCCCGCUGUGAGGGGAGACCUGGAGAGGCAGCUGUCAGACAGCUUCAGGCUCUACAUAGAGCACUGCCUGUGCCAAAUGAAGAACAUGCGUCAGGUUUUCCCCUGCACCAGCGCCGCUGCCAUUACGCGCUACGAGCUCAUGCUGAGGGGGAUCGGCUACAUGCAGAACAUGCGGGCAUUUAAGACUGCGUGUCCCCUGCGGAAUGAGCUGCAUUUGGACAUCACUACUGUUGUCAAGAAAGGAACAGCCGAGUGGUACGAGACCGUGAUUGCACGUUAUAAACUGGAAGAAGGGAGCCUGGAGGACCAGCUAAAGAAGCUGGUUUAUGUAGUGGAUGCUGUGUGUGCAGAUGUACAGCGAGGCCAGAGAAUCUACAACAAACUCUUCGACAGUACUGUGAAGGUAGAUUUUUUCAGCCUAAUAUACAGGCAGCUGGAGAAGCAGGUAGCAGACGACGUGAAUGUUGCAAUGGAGCGCGUGUGUGGGACACUGGAACAGGAGAGCUCCAGACUGACACAAACAAUGGGCGAGACCAUCUACGAGCUGUUCAUGUCUUUGAAAAUCCUCAAAGGCUUUCGAGAGUUCCUUCCUCUCAAGGACGCCAAAAUGCUGGCUUUGACGGGUUUUCAUAACUGGUUCAAAUCCUCCAUUCACAAGUGGCUGCAGAUUGUUCACGAAAGAUCGUGUGACAGGAUUCGGAAGGCCGUGGACACAGACAAGUUGGAGUUGUUGCAGCAGGCCAAACAGAGCUCCUCAGCCAUGGAGGUGACAGCGUGCUUCAGCCAGGUACGUCAGAUCUGGCUGCAGAUGGCAUGGCCAGACUCUGCGGGGGCCUUCAUCUUUGUCACUCGCUUGACAGACAAUUUCUGCAGCGAGGCUGUGUGCUACUCCGAGAUGAUAACACGCAGGAUUGAGAGGAACCAGCUGGGCCGAGACCACAAGAGCUUCACAGUGCAGCUCUGCAUCGCCUUAAACAACAUAGAAUACGUGCGCGUGUUCCUGAGUCACCUGCCCCAAGAUCUGGCCUGGCACGGUGUGGAGCAGGCGAUGGAGGAAUCCUGCGGGAGCGAGGGGAAAGAGCAGGUUUACAAAGCUCUCAACGGGCAACUGUUCAACAUGGACCUGGACCUGCAGCGAGAAGCCAAACGACUAAUCACGCUCCUCACUGACAAGAUGAUGCCAGAGCUGCGCAGGUACAUCCAGCAUAUUAGUCUCUCCCCCGACUCCAUUAACAACGACGACGCCGUGUCACCUCUCAUGAAGUACCUCCAGGACACAAUGCUCAUCCUCACUGAAAACCUUGUGAAAGAGAACAUGACAAGGGUUGUCCAGAGCAUGUGGGAGCUGCUCCUCCGAAUGAUCACGGACGCCGUGACAGAAAACAGGGGCGUUCAGGUGGAAUUCUAUAACCGUUUCCAGUACACGGUGGAGACAGUGUUGCAGUUCUUCCACACUAAGGGCGAGGGUAUUUCCCUGGAAGACAUGAAGGGUGGUGACUACAAGGUCCUGGACCAAGAACUCAGGCUGAACAAGUGUUCCUCUUUCGAGCUGAUCGAACAGUACUACCUGGAGAAGAUUUCCUACCAAAAAACACUUAAACACACCCGCUUUGGUCGAAUCAGUGUCAAGUGCUACUACGACGCUCCAGAGCAGAGACUGACUGUGGAGAUCCUUCACGCGGCAGACAUCAUCGCACUGGACGCCAACGGUCUGAGUGACCCCUUCGUCAUAGUGGAGCUCUGUCCUCACCAUCUUUUCCCCAUGGCCAAGAGUCAACGCACGCAAGUGAAACUGAAAACACUGCACCCAGUGUUUGAUGAACUUUUUUAUUUUCAUGUCAGUCCUGAACAGUACAGACACAGGUUCGCCUGUUUAGCCUUCACGGUGAUGGACUAUGACUGGCUCUCCACCAACGACUUUGCCGGUGAGGCCUUGGCUCCUCUCAGUGACUUCUGCUGGCCGGGGAGACCGAACUCAUCAGCAGCUGGCAAGAGUGUGCAGCCGGUCAUUUUGCACCUGUCUCGCAGUAAACCCAGCGAGAAGCCAAUCAUGAGGAUGCUGGAAGCUCGCAUCGGGGACAGGGAGGCUCAGGAGUUUGUCCGCAGGCUGAAGGAGAUUGAGAAGUCUAUGGAGGAGGAGUGAAAUCCAUCAGUGCUGCCCGUGUCCGUGUUUUCUGAGCUCGUAUGGCAA
Molecule: messenger RNA, 4955 nt
Organism: Cynoglossus semilaevis (tongue sole)
Lineage: Eukaryota; Metazoa; Chordata; Actinopteri; Pleuronectiformes; Cynoglossidae
Gene: baiap3
Product: BAI1 associated protein 3
Exons: 34
Coding region: 1380-4907 (1175 amino acids)
Biological process (GO): positive regulation of neurotransmitter secretion; regulation of dense core granule exocytosis
Cellular component (GO): plasma membrane; late endosome membrane; secretory vesicle
Molecular function (GO): SNARE binding
Source: RefSeq, a predicted model, not a curated record